ACAAAAACCAUGAUCCACAUUUAUCCCUAAACACUCACCAAAAUUCUGCUGGACUCCACCGUAAUUUGUGCCUCACUCGAUCCCUAUCUCAUAAUUCGGACCCACUUAUCUCUCUUUCUCGAUUCAUUUUCCGGCCACCACACCCUUUCCUUCCGGCGAAACAUUCUCACGAACUUCACUUCACUCUUUGCACAAAAAAACCUUUUCAACUCUUCGCCUUUGGGGUUCAGCCCCCUGAUUCAACGACGCCGUUCAUCGGCUUUGCAAAUUAGGGCUCCGCGCCUUCCGAUUUCACUGCCACGGAAUAGGGUUUUGGGUUUCGGCGAUGCCGCGGAGUUCGAAGCAGAAAUCGAGCAAGCACGGUUCGAGAGACGCGAGGGAGCACUCGGACUCCGAGAGGGAUUCCGGUUUGAAGGAUCACCGGAAGGGGAAGGACGAGAGUGUUGCUACCAAGGCUUUGAAGGAUUCUGGUUCGAGCGAGAAGCGGAAGGUCGAUUCGAAGGACGGGACCGGAAACGGGGAACAUUCCGAUGAGUACUACGGCACAUCGAAGCGGCGCAAGGAGCGGAGCGGUGACGGUGGAGGAGAGAAGCGGAAUGGCGACAAGGACGAGCGAGCGAGGGGCGACGGCAAGCAGCACAGGGAUUCGGGUCGGAAGGAAAGUAGAGAAGGUGCGGCGAAGGUUAAGGAAGGUAGGAACGAGAGAUCGGUUGAUAAUGAAGAUCUGAGAAUAUCAAAGCAAGGUUAUGAAAAUACUGAUUUGAGGAAAGUGGAUGAAUUGCGAAGCACUGAACUUGAUAACCAGCUUGAGAGGCGAAUGCGGAAGAAGAGGGACUCUGGUGACAGCGAUAAGCAUCAAGAUAAUGUUGGAGAUAGUUAUGAUAGACAUUUGUCUUUGAGGGAUGAGAAUGCCAAGGGUGGAAGGCAGAAGGAUGGGAAAAGAAAGGAUGAGAAAUAUAGAGACAAGCAUAGGGAAGAGACAGACAGGGAGAGCAAACGUCGACAUGACAAGCAACGAAAUGAGCAUCCUGCAAAAGAUCAUACUAGCGUUAAGUCUGAUGAUAAACAUGAAAGGGAAGAAAGGCAUAGUUUAGAAUUAAGACAAAAAAGAACCAAGCUUCCAGAGGGUGACCAUGAGCAAGACCAUAACCGUGAACGAGACCGUGAUUUGGAAUCUGGUCGUGACCGGGAGCAGCCCAAUGAACGUGUUCAUGAACGUGAUUAUGAUCUUGAUAGGGAUCGUGAUUAUGACAGAGAUCGAGAUUGGUACUGGGAUCGAGAUCAUGACCGUGACCGUGAUCGUAAUCAUGAUCGUGACCGCCACCGUCACCGUGAUCGUGAUGGGUCACGUGUGGAUGAUCGAAGUGCCAAAGGCAAAGAUAGUGGGGCAAAGAAAAGAACUUUGAAUGACCAUGAUGAUUAUAUUGAUGCUAAAUCUAGAGUUACUAAAGGCCAAUAUCCUGAUGGAGAGAAGAGAAGCUUGAGCAGCGGUAAAGCUGAUUCUGAUGUUGACAAGGGAAGAUCCCAACCACGGCAAGCUUUUGCAGAUUCAACUGGGACGGUCAAAAGACACAGAUCUUCUCCUACAUCAAAUACACAUAUUGGCAAAGAUGAAUAUAGGAAUGCAAAUUCUGAUGAUCCAAUGUAUAGAGAAUCAAUGAUAGAACAGAGAACCAGAGGCUCACGAGAGGGGUUUUCUGGAAUAUUAGAGAGAGGCCCUAAAUACAAAUCAAUGGAAAAACCCUUCAAAAUAGAUGAUGGUCCUGUAGGGGAUUUGUCAACAGAAAGGUCUUCCAGUGCUAAGGCUGCUCCCAAGGGCCAGAUGGAAAGAUCUCCUUCCAUAAGCAUUGAACGCAGGUACAUGAAUAAAAGUGGUGUUAGGCAGAGCCUUGAAAUUGAAGAAAGGGGAAGGAGGAACAGUGUUGAGGGUAGAGAUUUCUCUACUUCUGACGGAAGACUUGGCCGGGAGUUGACUCAAGAGAAACCACCAUUGGACGAGCCCCCUCAAGCAGAAUCAUCGUUUUAUGGUAGGGGUAGUCAAGGCAAUGCUUCAGUAAUUCCUCCACCACCAGCUUUCAGGGCUGCACUAGACAGACCAUUUAUGGGUUCUUCAGAGGAUGAUGUUAGAGAUAACUCCAAUACUCGAUACAGAAGAAGUAGUGAUCCUGGUUUUGGAAGAGGGCAUGGAAAUUCUUGGAGGGCUGUUCCAAACUGGACUUCACCAGUGCCUAAUGGAUUUGUUCCUUUCCAACAUGGGCCAGCACAUGGAGGUUUUCAAACAAUGAUGCCUCAGUUUACAUCUCAACCUCUCUUUGGUGUUAGGCCUUCAAUGGAAGUUAACCAUGCUGGUAUUCCUUAUCAUAUUGGUGAUGUUGAUAGGUUUCCAGGUCACUUGCGCCCACUUGGGUGGCAAAAUGUGAUGGAUGGUGCAGGCCCUGCUCAUUUGCGUGGAUGGGAAAGUAGUAACGGUGUCUUCAGAGAUGAUCCUCACAUGUAUGGUGGUUCUGAUUGGGACCGGAACAGGCAUUCAAUAAAUAGUCGUGGAUGGGAAUCUGGUUCAGAGACUUGGAAAGAACAGAAUGGUGAUUCUGAGGACUUGCCUUCCCUAGCUGGCAAAGAUGAAUCAGUUCCUGUGCGGGUGGAUGAUGGUUUGACUGAUCAGUCUAUUCAGGUGUCUCGAGAUGAUGAACACAGCCGGGAUGAAUUUCAUGAGAAAUCUCCUAAAACAAAAUCGUCCAGUGUAUCUCCAGCAAAAGUAGCUUUGAACUCUUUGUCUACAACUGCAUGCAAAAAGGGGCUUGAUUCUUCGACACCAAGUGACUAUCCUGCUCUUUUCAGCCAGUUUUACCUUUCCAAACUCGACAUUUCAGCAGACCUAGUAAUUCCAGAGUUAUAUGACCAGUGUAUGUGUUUGGUAAAUGUUGAUAAGAAUACAUCCAAUGAUGCAGAUGUUAGUGCAAAACUAUUCCAGAAGAAUGGCUCAAGAGCACGAAAGAUAUAUGCUGCCACUUUUUCAAGGCAUUCACCUUUGCCCGCAAUUGAUGAUUCCCUCUUCCAGAGAGCCAUAGAUCUUUACAAGCAGCAGAGAACGGAACUGCUUAGUGAUGGGAAAGUAGAUAUUAUUUCAGCAUCCAAUCAGGUGCUAGUGGAUGAAUCAGUUCCUCUUCCCAGCUUGGUGAGUGAGCAGAUUUCUGCCUCAGCUUUGGAUGAAAUGGACAAUGUGCCAAUGCCUACAUUUGAACAUAAGAAAAUGGAAGCUCUCUCUCCUGCUAAGGAGAAUUUGGAAGAGAUUGAUCAAACCUGCAGUCAAAAGGAGCUGGAUCAUGAUUGUAACCAUUCUUCGAAGCUAGUCAUUUCUAGUCCAUCUUGUGGUCACGAGAAGCAAAGAGAGCCUGUAGCAGGUUUGUGUGAGAAAGAGGACAAAGUCAUUUCUGAUAUGGUGAAUUCGGGGAAUGCAGAGGAGAAAAGCCCCAUGGCAUUCAAAAAUGAACUUCAGUUAUCUCCAACAUUGCACGAUGAUGGUGAUAACAUGAAUAACAAAGCUAAAAGUACUGGUUUUGCCCAUCGUGCAGAUGAAAAGCGGGGUUUCGAUGACACAAUGAUUAGACCCUUAAUUUUUGAGGAUGGUUCUCCCAGAGCUUGUGAUGCUUUGAUGCCUGGGUCAAAUGAGUCUGAGUCGCUAAUUUUAAGCCGGAUACAUCAUUCUCCUGAAAGUACACAUUGAGACAAUUUCUUUAUCUUUCAUUGCUUUUAUCUAUUAGGUUUUUAUUUCCUCCCCCAUUUCUGUUCCUUUCAUUUUAAGCGAGGAAAUAAAAGCAAAUGGCAUUCAUGUUCCCUUAGAAUAGGGUUUUUUAGACCAUCCAUCCAUUCCUGCAUGUCUCAUACGUUGCAUUUCUGCAUGAGCAUGUCGCAGCAGCACUGAGCAUCUCAGUGAAGUUGCACUGCCCAUCUGCAUGAAUGGGAUGGGGUAUAAUACGACUCGUAAGUUUCAG
Gastrolobium bilobum is the source of this 3992-nucleotide messenger RNA. RefSeq lists its product as uncharacterized. Lineage: Eukaryota; Viridiplantae; Streptophyta; Magnoliopsida; Fabales; Fabaceae. The transcript is spliced from 5 exons. The record is from RefSeq and is a predicted model, not a curated record. The coding region runs from base 326 to 3724 and encodes 1132 amino acids.